CCGAAAUUCAAAAGGUAAGCGUUUUAUCCGAGUGUGUCCGAUGUUGGUGCUUUAUUCUAUCGAGCAGAACCGCUGAAUAAAACUUUCGUGAUAUUUGAACGUUGGAGGAAACGUGUAAAGUUGUUCAUUGGAAUUUUGCAGCAUGUCAAAUGACGAUGUGAAGGUGAUACCAGUUCGGGUCGCCUUGCGAUGCCGCCCACUGGUACCAAAAGAAAUUAAUGAGGGAUGUCAGUGCUGUCUCACUUUUGUGCCUGGGGAGCCACAGGUGAUUGUUGGCACAGAGAAGGCAUUCACCUAUGACUAUGUAUUUGAACCCACUGCUGAGCAAGAAGAAGUCUUCGGUACAGCUGUGUCCCCCUUAUUGUCUGGGCUUUUUAAAGGCUACCAUGCAACAGUUCUUGCGUAUGGACAGACAGGGUCUGGAAAGACCUUCUCCAUGGGAGGAACCUACACCUCAGCUCAAGAGAAUGAUCCUUCAGUUGGAGUUAUUCCCCGAGUUAUCGGCAGGAUCUUUGAAGAAAGGGAAAAGAGGACAGACUGUGAAUUCUGUCUGGCAGUAUCUUACCUGGAGAUCUAUAAUGAAGAUAUACUGGAUUUGCUGUGUUCAUCUAAAGACAAACCUGCUAUCAGCAUUCGUGAGGACCCUAAAGAUGGCAUUAAGAUUGUCGGGUUAACCGAGAGGCAGGUGUUUUCUGCCCAUGAGAUGGUGAGCUGUCUGGAGCUUGGAAAUUCUGCUCGCACCGUCGGCUCCACAGCCAUGAAUGCUGCUUCUUCACGUUCCCAUGCGAUCUUCACCAUCACCCUGGAGCAGCGCAGAGGGACGGACAAAUCCGAUUCAGUUGUUUCCAAGUUGCACCUCGUGGAUCUGGCUGGUUCAGAGAGACAAAAGAAGACCAAAGCAGAGGGGGAUCGUUUAAAGGAAGGCAUCAGCAUCAAUCGCGGCCUUUUGUCUUUGGGUAAUGUGAUCAGUGCCCUGGGAGAUGAAAGCAAGAAAAACACUUUUGUUCCUUACAGAGAUUCUAAGCUCACCCGCCUGCUCCAAGAUUCUUUGGGUGGCAAUAGCCACACCUUGAUGAUUGCUUGCAUCAGCCCUGCAGACUCGAACAUGGAGGAAACCAUCAACACCUUGCGAUACGCUGACAGAGCUCGCAAGAUUAAAAACAAACCCAUUGUCAACAUUGACCCCAGAGCUGCAGAAAUGAAGCGUCUCAAACAGCAGGUUCAAGAACUGCAGGUAAUGCUGCUCCAUGCCCGUGGAGGAGUAGCUCCAGUGCUCUCAGGGCCAGAGUCAGCGGAGAAUGUGACUAAGCUGUUGGAAAGGAAUCGCGCACUGCAGGAUGAGAACAAUAAGCUGAGCAGAGAGCUGAGUGAGGCAGCUGGGCAAACGGCCCUCAUGUUUGAGAAGAUCAUUAUGACGGAACAAGCCAAUGAGAACCUACAGAGCAAACUGGAGCAACUGCGGCAUCAUGCAGCAUGCACAGUCGAUCUUGAGAAAGUGGUGGAGACACUAGAAGACCAGGAGUUAAAAGAGAACGUUGAAGUGAUGAAAAACCUUCAAGACAUCAUCUUGGAGCUGAAGAAUGAGAGUGCCGGCAUUGCUGCGUCCAUCGAUGCAAUGGCUGCAGGAGAGGAUGUGCCUGAAGGAUGCGGGAAUGGCAGUAAAAAUUCAUCAGAGGAGUCUCCAUCAGAUGAUGCCAUCCGAAAGGACUCACCAGAGGCCUUCACUGCCCAUCAUGCACUGCGGCAAGCCCAGCUCUCCAAGGAACUGAUUGAGCUCAACAAAGUAUUGAGUCUGAAGGAAGCGUUUGUAAGAAACAUGUGCCAGAAUGACAGCCAGCUGGAGCCAAUGCAGUCUGAGCACCAGAAAAAUGUCCAAACUCUACAAUCUGCAGUGGAUUCGCUGCAGAAGGAGAAAGAGGACCUUGUUUUGGCACUACAGUCUGCCAAGAAAGACACCAACCAGGCCAAGCUCAGUGAGCAGCGGAGGAAGAGGCUGCAGGAGCUUGAGGGUCAACUCGUAGACAUGAAGAAGAAGCUUCUUGAGCAAUCCAAGCUACUGAAGCUCAAAGAGACCUCUGUUCAGAAAGUCAGCAAGCUCAUGCAAGAGAUACAGGCUAUGAAGUGCCAGCGAACACAGCUGAUGAGGCAGAUGAGGGAGGACUCUGAGAAAUUCAGGCACUGGAAGAGCAAGAAGGACAGGGAGGUGCUGCAGCUGAAGGAGAAGGAUCGUAAGCGCCAGUAUGAGCUGCUCAAACUUGAGAGGGAUUUCCAAAAACAGGCCAAUGUUCUGCGUCGCAAAACUGAAGAGGCUGCAGCAGCAAACAAGAGAUUGAAAGAUGCCUUACAGAAGAGGAGUGAAGCAGCAGAGAAGCGCAAAGAUGCCCAGAACAGAGGCAUAGAGGGAGCUGCUGCUAGAGUCAAGAUGUGGCUCCUAAAUGAAGUGGAGGUGAUGGUCAGCACUGAGGAGGCCCGGCGCCACCUCAAUGACCUACUGGAGGACAGAAAGGUCUUGGCUCAGGAGAUCAACCACCUCAAACAGCAGAUUGAGGCUGGGGAGAGACCGGCUGCCAAAAUCAGGCGCCGGACGCUCAUCAUCUCCGAGCUGGAAAGCCAGGGGGCGCUGGAAACACCUCUGACCAAACAGGUGGAGAACCUGGAGACAGAGAUAGGCCUCAGGAAUGCUCAGAUAGCGGACCUUCAGCAGAAAGUUCUCGUUGCAGACGGUGAGGGGCGUUUGAAACAGCGCAUAGACAGCAUCACAAGCAUUGUUGAUGCCAAGUGUGCCCUCAGGCUCCUGAUGUCUGAGCUGGUGUCUGCUAAAACAGCCAGUGCCAAGCUGGAGAGUGAGGUGAAACAAGAGAAAGGAAAUGGACAAGAUCUAAGGAAAAUGCUGGCUGAUGAGAGAAACGUGAUGUCAACCAUGGACAUGGAGCAUCAGCAGCAGCUGGUGGAACUAGAGCAGAGGCAUCAAGAGAAGGUCCUUUACCUUCUUAACCAGCUGCAGAGCAAACCUAUUGGUGGAGAGUCCGAUGAAACAAACCACAAAGAUGAAGAGAGUUCAAAGGAGAAGGAGCUUCUCCAGCGCCUCAAAGUUCAGGAAGAAGAACUUGAAAAGCUACGAGAAUUAAGUGAGCAGAACCAGAAACUGGUGGAGGAGAAUGAUAAAUACAGACAGAAACUCUCAUUACUUCACCUGGCAAGUGGGAAGAAAGUUCUCCUGCCUACGACCAACAAUGAAAAGAGUCCAGAGGACUCAUUUGAGUACCUUCCUCCAAAACCUAAGGGGAAGCGCUUCACCACUGCUAAAGCACCACUGAAUCAGACCAUCAACAUUGAAGAACUGAUGUCAUCCAGUGAGGAUGACAAAGAGGAAGAGGACGAGUGGCAACCUGAGAAACCAGAGAAAGUACGCAGGACCUCAAAGAAAGCAAAAACAACAGGGUGUGCCUGUAAAGGUCGCUGCGGAAACAGGCAGUGCCGAUGUCGCAAAGGAAAGAUGACGUGUGGCGAGAACUGCCAGUGCGAUCAUGAGAAGUGUCGAAACAUGGAUAACCAGGUGCCCACUGAGGAUCUGAGUAAUACAGAAAGUGUUUCCAGAGACUCUGCGUCUCUUCAGGACGCCUCAACCUUCAGUCCUGACAACGCCACAUUCUUCAAGCCGCCAUCUUGCACUCCCACGAAGAAGGUGCUACAAGAAAUCGGAGACAUGGGACACUCUGCAGCAGAACUCAAACUGGUCAGAAAACCCAUCUUGGCAGAUGAAGAGGAGGAGGAGGAGGAUGAAGAGGAGGACAGAACAACAGUCAGCUUCUUGAAGAAGAAGAAACGAAUCCUGACAAGUUUUCAGAACAGCUUUUUCUCUGGCUGCACACCAAUCAGAGAGGAAUCGUAGUCAGGACGGAGCAGAGGAGUCCUCCUUACUUCAGCUGUCGAUGUGCGUUUGGGUAAAUGUUUUGUCGGUGCGGUUUCAGUCUUUUUCUUCUCUUUAUGUGACUAAACCUCACGUACUGUAACUUGAAAGUCACUGUUGAUUUUAAAGCUUUUCCUGUCGAAGGUAACAAGAGGACUGUGAACAACUUCGAAUCGUUGAAUGAAUUUCACAUUGAGAUGAUGAGGAAGCCUGUACAUGGCUUUUAGUUUUGUGUCGUAUCAAAAUCCCCACAUAGAAGGAUAGUAGGACUGCAUCUGUGUCACUAACAUGUUCUAUGACACACAUCUUGGGGAGCAACUUUUUAGGUUUUUAACUAUUUUGUAUCAGAUCUGAAUAAAGAUUAAAUAAAGUCAAAUCUUGAAUUUCAAAGAACAACAGUUUUUCUUUCUUGCCUGAAUGUGUUUAAUAUCUAAGUGUCAUAAUUUUAAGAUGAAGAAUAAAUUAUUUCGAUCUA
Messenger RNA from Acanthochromis polyacanthus (spiny chromis), 4385 nucleotides. RefSeq names its product kinesin family member 4 (gene kif4). The record is from RefSeq and is a predicted model, not a curated record. Gene Ontology annotation, molecular function: ATP binding; microtubule motor activity; microtubule binding. The transcript has 31 exons. Lineage: Eukaryota; Metazoa; Chordata; Actinopteri; Pomacentridae. Gene Ontology annotation, biological process: mitotic spindle organization; microtubule-based movement. The coding region runs from base 143 to 3892 and encodes 1249 amino acids.